AUGGGUCUCGACGAGUUGCUGGAAGAAAAGACCACGGCCCCGCCCAAAAAGCCGCCGUGUCGGGUCUGUCAUGAUUUCAAGACAUGGCGGGUCGACGAAGCCAAAAAGACUCACACAGUAUCACAAAGCGCUGGCCCCGUAUCCUCUGCUGCUCCCCGAGGCGAUUCUGGCGCUGCCAACUCCAAAGAUCACCUGCCGUCUGCCGCUUCGGCUUCAGCUUCAGCCUCGCCACAGUCGUCCCCCGGCCAGUCCGGAAACCCGUCUGCACCUUACACGCCUUUCCCCUGCCCUCCUGAUGCCGGCGAGCUCGGCCGAUCCACUUGGACGUUCUUGCAUACCAUGGCAGCAUACUACCCGGAGGCUCCAACACAGGACGAGCAGACCAACAUGUCCCAGUUCCUCAAUUCGUUCUCGAGAGUCUAUCCAUGCGGCUACUGCGCCGAGCAUUUGCAAGCCGAGAUCAAGAAGCAUCCGCCCCCUGUCGCCAGCAAUCUGAUCUUGUCCAAGUGGCUCUGCGUCGUCCACAACAAAGUCAACAAAUCCCAGGGCAAGCCAAUGUUUGACUGCUCGCGGGUCCUCGAACGUUGGAGAGAUGGAUCGGAGGGUGUUGAUUGCUAA
Molecule: messenger RNA, 618 nt
Organism: Polychytrium aggregatum
Lineage: Eukaryota; Fungi; Chytridiomycota; Chytridiomycetes; Polychytriales
Product: ERV/ALR sulfhydryl oxidase domain-containing protein
Exons: 2
Coding region: 1-618 (205 amino acids)
Cellular component (GO): mitochondrion
Molecular function (GO): flavin-dependent sulfhydryl oxidase activity; flavin adenine dinucleotide binding
Source: RefSeq, a predicted model, not a curated record